CAGAACGGCUGGGGAAUAGAUCACCUGUUUCUCCGAAUCCUGGCCACCCAUCUGUCUCUAUCUUUCUCUCUCUCUUUCUCUUUGCGUGUAUGUCAUCCCUUUUCUACCAUUCUGAUUGUCGCAUCACACAGUCUUGUCUUCCUUUUCCAUUACUGACACUAUCUUUCCCAUCUGCAACGGACCAGCAACAGUAUUACUUUUAGAAUGGUCCAUGCAUCCUCCAUCACAGAGGAUGCUCUACAGCCAGGGGACAGAUCACCCUCCUCUGUAUCUCUUCCACCAGACAACAAAAGCAUCCUCAACCAUAAUAAAAAGAGAUCCGAUGAGGGAUUGUCUUCCGAGCUAAAAACCGACAUCCCAACCACAACAACCUCCUCCACUGUCUCACAUCUCUUCCCUAUCACACCACAUACCUAUCAAGCAGCACAGGAUUGGGCUUGGAAAAAUAGAACUGUAUUGGCAGCAUCAAGCGCUGCUGUAUGCAGUGUGCUGUCGGGCUUCCCUUUUGAUUCUGUCAAGACAAGGAUGCAGACACAUUCAUACAACUCUAUUAUGGACUGUGUUAAAAAAACAUAUGCAGAAGAGCGACUGGGAGGAUUCUUUCGAGGUAUGAUCCCACCUCUUAUUACGGUCUCGAUCAUCAAAUCCAUUUCCUUCUCUGUGUACGAGGGAACUAAACAAAACGUCAGGAGUUAUGCUGACGCCAUGCAUGGUAAUACGAUACCAUCGCUAAUUGGCCUUACGUUUAUUUCAGGAUCAGUCGCAGGGACAGUCGUUGCCUUGAUGUCCAGUCCUCUGGAACUUGUGAAGCUGCAGCGACAAUUGGAGAAAUUAAUGGAGAUGCAUGCGAGGAAGGAGGCAGAGAUUACAGCAUUGACAGGCGAUACUCUUUUAAGACAAGGAUUGCCUAUGGACAAAAAAACUGGAAGUUCAGCUGUGUCGCCUGCGGCCGCUGUGAGAGCAGAGAGGCAGUCCCAUGGAUCGGUCUCCCAAUAUGGAAUACCACCGAAAGAAGAGGCUGGAGCAUCUAGUUGGAAGACUGCAAAGGCUAUUGUACAAAAGAAGGGCUGGACUGGACUGUACAAGGGCGCCAACCUGCAUAUCGCUAGAGACCUGUUGGGCACAGGUAUCUACUUUUCAAGCUAUGAGACCAUCAAGCGACUUAUGUCGGAAACGAUUGAACAUAUUAGACCCCACCACGACAUGAAACCUACAUCUGGAUCGGCGGAAACACCGAUGACAGCUCAAUUCAAAGGUCCAGGACCAAUGGUCCACUUUUUUGCUGGUGGUCUCUGCGGUGUAUUCUCUUGGUUGGUGGUCUUCCCAAUUGAUCUUGUCAAGAGUGUAGUCCAGAAAGAGGUUCUGGUAUCUAAUCCAAAGUACUCUGGCGCAUUUGAUUGUGCUCGAGAUAUUGUCAGACGCGAAGGUGUACGCGGGCUGUAUCGAGGACUGAGUGUCACAUGCUACAGAGCCAUGCCGAUCCACUCGCUUAAUUUCCUAGUGUAUGAAGCUGUAAUGGACUAUGUAAAGCAAUGGUCGGGCCACGGUGGCGAUGUACUGCCACCUGGAGCGCGAUAAUGGGAUUAGUGAUAAACACCCUCAUGAACUGAAAGCAUCCAAUAGAUAUACUGUUUUGGCAUAGAAUAGACAAAAAAGAAGAAGAAGAAAAAACC
Messenger RNA from Lobosporangium transversale, 1673 nucleotides. RefSeq names its product mitochondrial carrier domain-containing protein. Gene Ontology annotation, molecular function: transmembrane transporter activity. The transcript has 4 exons. Gene Ontology annotation, biological process: transport. The record is from RefSeq and is a predicted model, not a curated record. Lineage: Eukaryota; Fungi; Mortierellomycota; Mortierellomycetes; Mortierellales; Mortierellaceae. Bases 205 to 1578 code for a protein of 457 amino acids.